Messenger RNA from Amphibalanus amphitrite, 3054 nucleotides. Its product is annotated as solute carrier family 23 member 1-like. NCBI's taxonomy places the organism in Eukaryota, Metazoa, Arthropoda, Thecostraca, Balanomorpha, Balanidae. Gene Ontology annotation, biological process: transmembrane transport. The record is from RefSeq and is a predicted model, not a curated record. The transcript is spliced from 15 exons. Bases 325 to 2184 code for a protein of 619 amino acids. Gene Ontology annotation, molecular function: transmembrane transporter activity. Gene Ontology annotation, cellular component: membrane.
ACAGUCCCGCGGCAACGCGUCGCUUCUCGAGCGUGCCCCGCGGCGGCGCCGGCCGCUGGCGGAGCCCGCGUGAGCGCGGUGCGAGCCGCCAGUCGACAGCCCGGCGCGCAGUGAGUGGGCCGCCGCAGUCGGAGAAAGUGCGUGUGGAUGUACGCUGUGUCCAGCAACCACUGGUGACAUAGGGACAUGUGUUUAGUGUUGGUGUGAGAAGACGAUUCUGGUCGGGCUGUGGAUCGUUGAAGAAACGAAAAAAGUGCGUUAGAGGCGGCACCUGUUUCGGUUUCGUCCGGGGUUUAGCGUUAUUCAAUCACCCCCGCCUCCGCUAUGGAUAACGCCGCUUUGGAUAUAACCGAGGACGAGCUGCCUCCGAAGCCUACCAACGGCUCGCACCACCACGGCGAUGCCUCCAUUGAGCUGCGGCAGCGCGUGGCAGCUGACGGCCCGGCCGCCGCCGGCGGUGCCGGGCCCAAGGACGACAACUACGUGCCGCGGCCCGAGAUGCUGUAUGAGGUGGACGACACGCCUCCCUGGUACUACUGCAUAGUGCUCGGGUUUCAGCAAUACCUGACAAUGUUCGGUAGUACGGUGUCCAUCCCUCUGAUCGUCACACCCGCCAUGUGUAUGGAGGAGAGUGACCCGGCGCGCGGCUACGUCAUCGGCACCAUCCUCUUCGUCUCCGGGAUCGUCACCCUGCUGCAGGUCACCUUCGGCGUCAGGUUAUCGAUCGUGCAGGGCGGCAACUUUUCCUUCCUGACGCCGACGUUCACACUGCUCAGCCUGCCGGAGUGGAAGUGCCCCAACCCGGACGCCGUGGCGCUGCUUUCCGAUGACGAGAAGCAGGAGCUGUGGAUGUCGCGCAUGAGGGAGGUGCAGGGCGCCAUCGCCGUGUCGUCCCUGUUCCAGAUCAUACUCUCGUUCGGAGGUGUGGUCGGUCUUCUGCUGAACAUAAUCACCCCGCUGACGAUCGCCCCGACCAUCUCCAUGGUGGGCCUGGCGCUGUUCGGUGUGGCUAAGGACAAGGCGGCCACCCACUGGGGCAUCUCCAUACUAACGAUGGCCAUAGUGAUUCUGUGCAGCCAGUACCUGCGGGAUUUCAACAUUCUGAUCCCCCGCUGUCGACGAGGCGCCGACUCGACCGAGUCGCGGUGGAUGCGGGUGCCCGUCUUCAAACUGUUCCCGAUUCUGUUUGGUAUCGGCGUGAGCUGGCUGCUGUGCGCCAUCCUCACGUACCACGACGUGCUACCGGCCGACUCCCCAGCCCGCACCGACCUCCGACUCUCGGCUCUGCGCGAGGCGGCCUGGUUCCGGCUGCCCUACCCAGGUCAGUGGGGCGUACCCUCUGUCCACAUCGGACCCGUGCUUGGCAUGCUGGCAGGCGUCAUUGCAUCAAUGAUCGAGUCCAUCGGAGACUACUACGCCUGCGCUAAAAUAUCUGGCGCGCCGCCACCGCCGGUACACGCCAUUAACCGCGGUAUCGGCAUGGAGGGCCUGGGCUGCUGCCUGGCAGGUCUGUUUGGGACCGGUAACGGUACCACCAGCUACAGCGAAAACAUCGGCGCCAUCGGCAUCACUAAGGUGGCCAGCCGCCGAGUUCUUCAGUGGGGCGCCCUCAUCAUGAUGGUGUUCGGCACGAUCGGCAAGUUCGGCGCCCUGUUCAUCACCUUGCCGGACCCCAUCGUGGGUGGCAUGUUCAUCAUCAUGUUCUCCAUGAUCACUGCUGUCGGGCUUUCAUCACUGCAAUUCGUGAACCUGAACUCGUCUAGGAACCUGUUCGUCUUAGGAUUUUCCAUAUUUUUCGCAUUGGUGUUGCCGACCUACAUGUCGGAGAACAAGGAUGUGAUCAAGACGGGCAGCGCGGCGUUCGAUCAGAUCCUGUACGUGCUGCUCUCUACCAGCAUGUUUGUGGCUGGCUUCCUGGGCUGUGUGCUGGACAACACCAUACCCGGCACUGAUGAGGAGCGCGGCGUACUCAAGUGGAAGAGUCAGAGCCACAUGUCGCACGUGACCGUAUCAGUCACCACCUACGACCUGCCGUUCGGCAUGGACAAAAUCCGCAGCUGGAACUGGGCGCGGUACGUGCCCAUCAGCCCUACGUUCCGCGGCUUUCCCGUGGUUCUGAACUUCUCAAAACCCUUCCGGCGGUGCCGGGGCUCGGAGGCCGGCGACGAGGACGAGCGUCCUUAGCAGUGGUGUGACCACCGACCCUAAGACUGCAAGACUCCGUAGAACACCGCCCGACCGCUCCCUCCUUCCAACCAAGCUGCCUUUAGUUUCGAAUGUCCAUGAGCGCAACAACCGCUGGGUGUAGAGCAGGCGCGGUGUCACAUUUUACAGAUAUGGCGUGCUCUGGUUAGUGGAAGGUGUCUUAUCGCAUGAUUGGCAGCUGCUAUAGACUCUGCAAGCAUUCAAAUAUCAUUCCAUAAGAGUGGCAAAGUUCACUAUCUUCCGUGGUGACCUGCGAGGAUUCACGAGCUUGCCUCUCAAUCAUAGAAUCUCACCGUAACGGGAGCCUUUGAAUCGAAGAAUCUCUCCGUAACGGGCUGCUAAAAGGCUAUGGACGAAGUAGAGUGGAGUAUGUAAUAUGUGAUGUGGUCCGGAACGGUGGUCUUAUGGUAACGUGAGCGCCAUGUCAGUUCAGGAAGUUUAAGUUCAGAGACCCUGAUGUCCUCAGCGGAGCAGUCUGGUCGUCUUUUUUAUCGAUCACGAUGUCUAUCACGUUAUAAGAUUAGAUGCAUACCAAUUGAUAUUUUUAACAAAUGAGGCGAGGCUGCUGAUCAGGUUUGGCAUGGUGGUGUUUUGGUUUUAUUUUUGCACGUCAUGCGAACCAAUUGCCAUGCACCUGUGCUCUAUUUUUGUCGAUGACUGCAGUGCUCACGAACAUUGACAGCGACAUUCCAUGUAACAUUCCCAAAUGGUCAGUGUUUGUAUAUCGCAUUGAAAGGGUACGGUCGUUACGUGCGAGCAUAUUGUGGACCUGGGACCAACGCCCGUUGGAGAUGUACCUAUAGGUACCAAUGUGAAAGUGAUGCAAAUACAUGUCAUAACAAGUUUAAA